AUGGCUUGGGUGACAGACACCGACCUCCUCUGCACCUGUCAUUUUAUCUAUCUAUCUAUCUAUCUAUCUAUCUAUCUAUCUUAUCUGUCUAUCUAUCUUUGUUUCCCUAUUUAUUUCUAUCUAUAUUUAUAUUUAUUUAUAUUAAGUAUAUAUAUAUAUACUUUCUAUCUAUCUAACUACUUUUUUAUCUAUCUAUCUAUCUAUCUAUCUAUCUAUCAAUUAUCUAUCUACAUCUGUUUCUCUCUUAAGUCUUUCUCUCCGCUCUUCUUAAUUAACAUCUAUCAUCUAUACAUACAUCAUCUAUCUAUCUAUCUAUUCUAUCUAAUCUAUCUAUCUUGUUCCUACCACCUACCAAUCUAUCUCCAUUUAAUUUUUAUUAUGAUAUAUUUCCCAUUUCCAAUCUAUCUAUCUACUAAUCCACUAAGUAUCUAUCUAUCUAAAUUAUCUAUCUAUCUUUUUUUCUAUCUAUCCCAGUCUUUUUUGAUAUCUAUCUAUCUAUCUUCUAUCUAUCAAUCUAUCUAUCUUUGUUCCUAUCACCCACCAUCAUGUAUAUUUAUAUUUAUAUAUAUAUAUAUAUAUAUAUAUCGCUUCUUGGCUAUCUCUCCUAGCUGGAAUAUGUCUAUCUAUCUAUCUAUCUAUCUAUCUAUCUAUCUAUCUAUCUAUCUAUCUAUUGGAGGCACUUUCUUUGUCUUAAGUCUUUGCUGUCCGCUAUUCUUAAUUAACAUCUAUCUAUCAUCUAUCUAUCUAUUGGGUCUAUCUAUCUAUCUAUCUAUCUAUCUAUCUUUUCUAUCUAUCUACCUAGCUACUAAUCUAUCUAUCUAUCUAUCUAUCUAUCUAUCUAUCUAUCUAUCUAUCUUAUAUGUCUAUAAUAUCUCAGAAUUUCCCUAUUUAUUUCUCUUGAUCCUCUCUCCUUAUUUAAUGCACUUCUCAUAUAUUCUUUGA
Molecule: messenger RNA, 942 nt
Organism: Acanthosepion pharaonis
Lineage: Eukaryota; Metazoa; Mollusca; Cephalopoda; Sepiida; Sepiidae
Source: the annotation of a GenBank genome assembly